UCCAGCACUGUUUAGAGUAUCGCAGCCAACUUUAGUUCGUACAUGACUCUGCGGCUUUGACAAAAACAAUUCAUUUUCAUUCGGAAAUUAUUUCCCAGUUUGAAUUUAAUUGCUACGUGAAUCAAAAAUAAAAUUAAAGAUGCCUACUGAAAACCUUGAGGAGCAGGGUCUGGAGAAGAACCCAAACUUGGAGCUGGCACAAACGAAGUUUCUUCUGACGCUUGCGGAGCACAAACAAGAUGCAGCUCUCAAGUCAAAAUUGCUAGAUGCCAUACGAGCGGACAAUAUGGCUCCAUGGUACGAGCAUAUCUGCACCGAGUUAAACUGGACUGUGGACAAGGAGAUGCUCACACGUAUGCGCGAACAAAACCGUAUUGCCAUCGAGCAGUUGGAUGCCGCCAUUGAGGAUGCAGAGAAGAAUCUCGGCGAGAUGGAGGUUCGCGAGGCCAACCUCAAAAAGUCGGAGUACUUGUGUCGCAUUGGUGACAAAGCAGCUGCUGAAUCAGCCUUUCGCAAGACCUAUGAAAAGACUGUGUCCUUAGGUCACCGCCUGGACAUUGUCUUCCAUCUGAUUCGCCUUGGUCUGUUUUAUUUGGAUCACGAUUUAAUAACACGCAACAUCGAUAAAGCAAAGUAUCUGAUUGAGGAGGGUGGCGACUGGGAUCGUCGUAAUCGCCUAAAGGUCUACCAGGGCAUCUACUCGGUUGCCGUCCGUGACUUCAAGGCAGCGGCCACCUUCUUCUUGGACACUGUCAGCACCUUCACCUCGUACGAGCUUAUGGACUACCCCACGUUUGUUCGUUACACCGUUUAUGUAUCCAUGAUUGCCUUGCCGCGCAACGAGCUGCGCGAGAAGGUGAUUAAGGGAUCUGAGAUACAGGAAGUGCUGCAUGGCCUGCCGGAUGUGAAACAGUUCUUGUUUUCCCUGUUCAAUUGCCAGUAUGAGCAGUUCUAUGUGCAUUUAGCCCGUGUGGAAAAGCAACUGAGAGCAGAUUAUCUCGUCCAUCCCCACUAUCGGUACUAUGUGCGUGAGAUGCGCAUUUUGGGAUACACACAAUUGCUGGAGUCAUAUCGCUCACUUACUCUGCAAUACAUGGCCGAGUCAUUUGGCGUCACCGUGGACUACAUUGAUCAGGAGCUGGCUCGUUUUAUUGCGGCUGGCCGCUUGCAUGCUAAGGUGGAUCGCGUUGGCGGCAUUGUGGAGACGAAUCGACCCGACAACAAGAAUUGGCAGUAUCAGGCCACCAUUAAGCAGGGUGAUCUUCUGCUUAAUCGUAUUCAGAAGCUAAGCCGUGUUAUAAAUAUUUAAGCCCAUUCUGUAAUAGCAUAGACACUCACACACCCAAGAACAUAUGAAAUUUAUUAAAAAAUUCAAGUAAUUACAGUGUAAAACUAACAUUACAUAAAACAAUA
Messenger RNA from Drosophila innubila, 1413 nucleotides. RefSeq names its product 26S proteasome non-ATPase regulatory subunit 6 (gene Rpn7). The record is from RefSeq and is a predicted model, not a curated record. Gene Ontology annotation, biological process: proteasome-mediated ubiquitin-dependent protein catabolic process. Gene Ontology annotation, cellular component: proteasome regulatory particle. NCBI's taxonomy places the organism in Eukaryota, Metazoa, Arthropoda, Insecta, Diptera, Drosophilidae. The coding region runs from base 140 to 1309 and encodes 389 amino acids. The transcript has a single exon.